AUGUUAAGCAGAAGGACGUCUCAAGUCCUAUUGAUCUUGCUUUCCCUUUUUCUGCUUGGUACAAUCGCAUUCCUAUGGGCCGUACGAUCUUACUUUUCCAUAGAUGCAGGAGCAAUCAUUCGACCGGAAGAAUUGGGAACAGAUAAUACACCCAAGCCAUGGAAUCCCGUAACUGACCCUCCAGAAAAGAUACCAAGAAUCAUUCAUCAAACAUGGAAAGAUAAGAACUUACCACCUCAAUGGCAAUUAGUACGCGAUGAAUGUGCAAGGAUGCAUCCCGAUUACGAAUAUCGAUUAUGGACAGACGAAGAUUCACGCAAAUUCAUUGAGGACUAUUACCCUUGGUUCUUGCCAAUCUUUGACAGCUAUCCGUACAACAUUCAACGCGCAGAUGCGAUCCGGUACUUCAUCUUGCACAAGUAUGGGGGUAUCUAUAUGGAUUUGGAUGUUGGAUGUUUGCGUCGUUUCGAUCCUUUACUACGUUUCGAAGUCGUUUUACCAAAGACGAUCCCAGUCGGUGUCAGUAAUGACGUUAUGGCAUCAGCAAAGGAGCAUCCAUUCAUGGACCACCUAAUUCACAACUUGGUCACAUUCAAUCAUCGCUACUUGACACAUUAUCCAACUGUGAUGUUCAGCACAGGUCCGAUGUUUGUCAGUGCAUCUUAUGGAUUGUACGUGGAUGCCGAAGGACUGUCUACUCCAUCUACUCCCGGUAAUCCAUCUGCAGGCUUCAGUGGAAUUCGUGUUUUGCCAAAGCCAUUGUAUGGAAAGAACGCCAAGCCAUCCGAGGCACCCGACGCAUUCUUCCGACACUUCUAUGGUAGCAGUUGGCACGAAGGUGAUGCUGGAUUCUUGAUCUUCUUGCGGGACCAUGGUCGAUUCUUGAUC
This is a messenger RNA of Meira miltonrushii, 888 nucleotides long. RefSeq names its product glycosyltransferase family 32 protein. The transcript has 2 exons. Gene Ontology annotation, biological process: mannosyl-inositol phosphorylceramide biosynthetic process. The record is from RefSeq and is a predicted model, not a curated record. NCBI's taxonomy places the organism in Eukaryota, Fungi, Basidiomycota, Exobasidiomycetes, Exobasidiales, Brachybasidiaceae. Gene Ontology annotation, molecular function: mannosyltransferase activity. The annotation marks the transcript as partial.